This is a messenger RNA of Dentiscutata erythropus, 450 nucleotides long. Lineage: Eukaryota; Fungi; Glomeromycota; Glomeromycetes; Diversisporales; Gigasporaceae. The record is from the annotation of a GenBank genome assembly.
AUGUUUUUCUCGGUCCAACCACAAAUUAUUGAACCUACUUCCGAUACUGCGAGUCGAAAUCAGAAUCAAAUAACUUUAUCAUUGCAGACUGAUCGUCGCGUUAGAUUUAACCCCAAAGUUCAACGAAAAUAUAUUGAUCGUGAACCUGAAUCUCUGACGUAUAUCCAAGUUGUUGGUGACUCUUUCGGUAUAAAUGAUGAUUUCGAAGACAUGCAAUUUUUAGAAAAUCUCUAUUUGAAGCGUGUCCAAUUAAGAGCUAAUAGAGGAACGUACGCCAACCGUAGGCGACAAAAAAUCGAAGAGGCUGAAAAUGAUAUGAAAGUGUGGAGAAGGCAAUAUCAUGCUGAAGACGGCGGGAGACCUCAUAUAAAAGACGAAACCUCAGACAAAGACGAAACUCAGGCAAAAGACGAAACUCAGGCAAAAGACGAAACCUCAGAUAAAAGAUGA